Molecule: messenger RNA, 1515 nt
Organism: Rhipicephalus sanguineus (brown dog tick)
Lineage: Eukaryota; Metazoa; Arthropoda; Arachnida; Ixodida; Ixodidae
Product: leukocyte elastase inhibitor A
Exons: 2
Coding region: 198-1343 (381 amino acids)
Molecular function (GO): serine-type endopeptidase inhibitor activity
Source: RefSeq, a predicted model, not a curated record
AGGGUGUGUGAAAGUCGAUGCUGUGUUGUUUCCGAUCAAUACGUGCCUCCUUGCUGUAAGCUUGCAUGGUUGGAGUGCCGCGUUGUCAAUAGCCAUUAGACCACUUCAAAAACCCUGGCAGCUGAACCGCUCAUCGAGCUUUUCAAGUUUGUGGAGACGGAGUACACCUGAACUGACAUCGAAGGCAGAUCGGUGAGAUGUGUACUUGUUUAAUGGCCACCAACCCCCUAGGAGAUUCGCUGCUCCAGUUCUCCCUCGACCUGUACAAACAGCUGAACUCAAAAUGUAGCUCCAGCGAAAACAUCUUCUAUUCUCCCUUCAGCAUCUGCGCUGCUCUUUCCAUGGCUCUGGCAGGAGCACGCAACGCCACUGCCAAGCAGAUCGCCGAUGCGCUGCACGUGAACAGCGAGGACGUGCACGAGCAUUUUGCCAGCUUCAUGUCCAAGCUCUCCAGCUUUGCGCCGGACGUGAAGCUGCACGUGGCCAACCGGAUGUACUCGGAACAGACGUUUCCGGUCUUGGAAAGCUACCUUGCCCUUCUUCGUGACUCCUACGACACCACGAUUGAAUCGGUCGACUUCAAGACGCACUACGAGAAAGUUAGGCAGCAGGUCAACGCCUGGGUCGAGCAAGCCACGCAGUCGAAGAUCAGAGACUUGCUUCCACCUGGUAGCGUGGACGACAUGACGACCUUGAUCCUGGUUAACGCCAUCUACUUCAAGGGCCUCUGGAACUCGCAGUUCGACCCCAAGUCUACGCACCGUUCCAACUUUCUUUUGGACAAGAAGAACAAGAAGGAAAUUGACAUGAUGUACCAGAAGAACGAUUACAAGAUGGGUCGUAGCGAAGAACUCGGCGUUACCGCAUUAGAGAUACCGUACCGAGGAGGAAAGACUUCCAUGCUUAUCCUUCUACCCAACGACGUCGAAGGACUGUCUCAAGUUGAAGACCGCUUGACUAGUCAGAAACUUUCAGAUUUCAUGAAGAGCCUUUCUAUCCGCUCGGACGUCAAGCUGUACCUUCCGAAGUUCAAGCUAGAGCAAACGAUUGACCUCAAGGGAACGCUAACUGCCAUGGGAAUCGAAGACUUCUUCACGCCGAAGGCGGACCUAACCGGAAUCAACACGACUGGGAAGCUGAUGGCGUCGGAGGUGUUUCACAAGGCCUUCGUGGAAGUCAACGAGGAAGGCACCGAAGCUGCCGCGGCAACGGCCAUUACGAUGAUGACCUACUGCGCGCGAUUCGAUGACACUCGAUUCGUUGUCGACCACCCAUUCAUGUUUAUAAUACGUAGCCACGAUCCUGAUGUGGUGCUGUUUAUGGGGUGCGUUCGCCAACUCUAAGCAGUGAAAAGAGCGAGUAAAUGACUUCAGGGAAGCACAUAACGUACAAGGGUCCAAUAAGCUAUAUGGUGUCAACAUAUUCAGCGCAGUUGUCCUUAUUUGUUAUUGCUACAGUGUCCUAAACUGUCUAGUCGAAAUAAACGUGCUAUGCGGCUUUUUAAUUUGUGGAAUA